Molecule: messenger RNA, 1767 nt
Organism: Postia placenta MAD-698-R-SB12
Lineage: Eukaryota; Fungi; Basidiomycota; Agaricomycetes; Polyporales; Adustoporiaceae
Exons: 2
Coding region: 1-1767 (588 amino acids)
Source: RefSeq, a predicted model, not a curated record
AUGUCUCGUCUUGCAUUCGCUGUAAUUCGUCCACGCGGUGGGCCUCUUGGCCUUCACGGUACCGCACCGCUGUCUCUGUGGUCGAGAGACAUUGCUUGCUCGCGUGCGCGGCCUCCUCUGCGCUCGGAUAGUUGGCGCGCUGGGCGUGCUAUUCGAAGUCUCAACACCCGGAGCUUCCAGACCGAAGUCGUCUCGGAGCGUGUGGGGAUCGACCCGGCGCUUGUCGUCCCGCGGCCCAAUGCGGCCCCAAAGCCUGAACCCAGCGCACAGGUCGUCAGUCGUCCGUUCGGCAUCACCGAGCGCUACUUCCUCGACAUUCGUGGGCCUCAUGGCUACUCUGACCCUUUCAUCACCAUCUCCAUUGAUACGUCUUCCGGCACAGCGCGCAUUAGCAAUGAGCAAGUCGUACUCACCUGGGCCGCUAUCCGUCUCCGUCACACACUCCUCGCCUCUCGAGUCCAGUCUACACCGCAAGGUCCGUCCUUCGUGUACCUGCCGCCUCUGACGAAGGCGCACGCCCUUCGCCAGGCAAGGAUGAACAUCGAUUUUGAAGAGGACAGCGAUCGCGCGACAUGGCUCGGGGCGCUGCAUAAUCGUUGGUGGGGAAACGCUCUAGACGAUGUACUCGACAUCCGCAGCGAGAUAUACAAGCUGGCAUGGCUCGAGGAGGCUGGUCAUGAGCCGGGUGGAGAGAGGCGCUAUGCGUUUGGGAUUCAGACAACUCACUUCGCUGUGGAUGGCUUGGGCAUGUGCGACGUCGCAGGGCAGUUCACGGAGCUGCUGGCAGACCCCGGGCGCGCUGAGGCUGAGUUGGAUGAAUACUUUGCGAAUCCGAAGCCGAGAUUACCAGACGCAUAUGAGAAUCUCCUGCCAGAGCCAGACGCCGCUUUCCCUGAGGAGAAACAGAAGGCGCUUGAGGCGUACAAAGCCUUGAUGGCUUCGGGCAACGAUCCGUCCGUUACUGGUAUCCUUCCAGACGGCAAUUCGAAGGACGAGAACGUUGAGCCUAAUAUCAUACGUUACGCUUGGUCGGAGGAGCAGUCGCGCGCGAUCGUCGCCGCGUGCAAGAAACACCACGUGACCGUGACGCAGCUUGCUUGCGCUGCCUUAGUCGUUGCCGCUGCAGAGGCUCGGCCGGGGAGAGAUAUACAGAACCCGAUCUUCAAGCAUCACUUGCCAAUCGACCUGUGGCCGCGGGCCAGGAGUGACCCUCGCGGCAUUGCGGUACGGAUGGCGCACUAUCCCAUGUUCAUCCGCGCACCGUCGCUUGCAGGCCUUAACACGAAGGAGGGUCUUCAUGCGGCAAUCCUGGAGGUGGCGAAGCAAUGCAAGGACGGACACGCAGGCGUCGUCAACUCGCCCUACUUCUGGCACAUCAUCCGACACUAUCUCCUCGAUUGCCAGCGAAUGAUUGAUUCCCUCGCCGCCGACGCUUCGAUCCUCGACAAGAUUCCCUUCUUCCCGUUAUUUAGUAGCAUGGGCGACCUCAACAAACUCGUGCCGGGCACGUUGCGCGCCAUUCCUCCCCCGGAGACGACUGUGGGCGCUGCCUUCCAUCCAGACUCGCGGUCGGAAGGCGAGAUCCGCGUUCCGGAUGUCACGGUCAACCUGAAGGUCGCUCCUGCGUUGGCGAUAGUUCAUGUCUGGACCUUCAAUAAGAAGAUGACUAUCCAGUUCAAGCAUAACAAGGCAUGGGCAACACCCGAGGUUGUAGACCCCUACCUCGAGAGAAUCGUCGAGAUUCUGACAUCAUUCUCUGAGUCGUGA